This is a messenger RNA of Dunckerocampus dactyliophorus (ringed pipefish), 1725 nucleotides long. RefSeq names its product AHA1, activator of heat shock protein ATPase homolog 1b (gene ahsa1b). The coding region runs from base 180 to 1199 and encodes 339 amino acids. The record is from RefSeq and is a predicted model, not a curated record. Gene Ontology annotation, molecular function: ATPase activator activity; protein-folding chaperone binding. NCBI's taxonomy places the organism in Eukaryota, Metazoa, Chordata, Actinopteri, Syngnathiformes, Syngnathidae. Gene Ontology annotation, cellular component: cytosol. Gene Ontology annotation, biological process: protein folding; positive regulation of ATP-dependent activity. The transcript is spliced from 9 exons.
UGGCGUGUCCACUGCGCCAACUUCCGUUUCCAGCAAGUUCUCUGCUGCGCGAAUAAAAUCUCGAGCACGGCCGGUGAAGCUACGGGAGGUAGAGACUUCUAGAAGCAACGUGUGUUGACUCACCGGCAGAGUAGCGCACCGAACUGCACGCCUUUUAAUAAUAGCAACAGGCAGCCAAGAUGGCCAAAUGGGGAGAAGGAGACCCUCGUUGGAUAGUAGAAGAGCGAGCCGACGCUACUAAUGUCAACAACUGGCACUGGACGGAACGGGACGCCACAAACUGGUCGUCAGACAAAUUAAAAAGUCUUCUGCUGGGGUUGAGCGUGGAGGAUGAUGAGGGUAGCUGUGAGGUCACCGAGGUCAGCAAGUUGGAAGGGGAGGCGUCAAUCAACAACCGCAAAGGGAAACUUAUUUUCUUCUACGAGUGGAACCUGAAAGCAACCUGGACAGGAAAGUCAAAAUCAGGAAUCAAAUAUAAAGGAACAAUCGAGAUUCCCAACCUGUCUGACGAGAACGACAUGGAGGAUCUCGACAUUAGCAUCUCACUCAACAAAGAUGAACCAGAAACACCGCUGGUCCAGCUGAUGAAGUCCAAAGGAGCCGAGAAAAUCCGCAGGGCUCUGGGAAGCUACGUGGGCUUUUUAAAAACAGAGUUCACUCAGGGGAUGAUCCUGCCGACCGCUAACGGCAUGGUGCAGCUGCAGUCCAACUCGCAGUCCAAAGCCAAGACGGACAAAACUCAGAUUUCAUCUUCAAGCAGCACUGCAACGCCAGUCAACACGGGUGUGAAGAUCCCUACGUGUAAGUUCAGCAUGAGGGAGACGUUCCUCACAUCCCCUGCGGACCUCUACAGAGUGUUUGUCAACCAGGAGAUGACUCAGGCAUUCACACAUGCUCCAGCGACGGUGGAUGGAGAGAGGGGCGGCAAAUUCCGUCUUCUCGAUGGAAAUGUCUUCGGUGAAUUCACUGAGCUGGUACCUGAUGAGAAAAUAGUGAUGAAGUGGAGGUACAACAACUGGCCAUGUGAGCAUUACGCAAUCGUCACACUGAGCUUCGUGGACCGCAGGAGCGAGACGGAGCUGAAGGUGGACUGUCGAGGUGUUCCCGACAAUGACGAGGAGCGGACAAAGGACGGCUGGAAGAGAUACUACUUUGAAGCCAUCAAACAGACUUUUGGUUACGGGGCGCGACUCUUCUGAGACCUUUUUUUUGGCUUUUAGAUCAUAAUCAUCCUCCACGGACCCAUUUGUGAGCAAAUGUUUUCAUAUUUAAUUCUUAAGUCUGUUCUUAGUUGCCUCCCUCUUCAGUAUUUGGUCUCAUUCAGAAGAGUGAGUGGCCAAGAGCCUAUGUGAGAAGAACCACUAAUUGACCUCUACUUCUCUACAGCUGUGUUAUUGUAGAGUUGAAAAAGAAAUAAAUGUUGGUUUGUUGUUUAUUUCACAAACAGCUCUGAAAAUGAAUGUUUAUCUUUUAUUCCCAAGUGUAACUGUAGCGCCAAUGCAUGUUUGUUUCCAAGCAUCCAUGUCAUGACCUACGCGUCCAUCGUUUCAUGCAGGCAUCGCAUCAAGCUCCUCUCCAGCUGUUGAAGGUCCAGGUGUCCACACGCAGCCAACGAGUAGCAAGCAAACACAGCCUCCUACAAAAUGUACAUUUUCACUCAAGGAUUUAGCGCACCUAUUUAUACCAUGAUGUAAAAAGUCGACUUUACGGAAUAAAAAUAAUCAC